Molecule: messenger RNA, 633 nt
Organism: Frankliniella occidentalis (western flower thrips)
Lineage: Eukaryota; Metazoa; Arthropoda; Insecta; Thysanoptera; Thripidae
Exons: 3
Coding region: 71-514 (147 amino acids)
Source: RefSeq, a predicted model, not a curated record
CCAUACCCUAAGCAGUUCACCAGAUGGUGAAGUGAAUUACACCACUAAGAACCCUGAGUGUGACACCAUAAUGAAUAUCAUUUGUUGGGAAGCUGCAUUCUCUGGGGCAGCUGGCAGAGAUGAAGAUAGGUAUGAGGAAUCAGGGACAUCGCCCCUCAGCACACCUGUUGCGCCCAAGCGCCCCAGGGUUUCCAUUUCUCCUCUAGGGCGUAGGUCGUCCUCCGCCAUGCCGCGGUCCGACUCACCAUUUUCAGCAGCUAGCCAAAGUCCAGCAGCCCAGCAGCUGAGCAGCUCAACAGCUAAUGACAUCUCUGAACUAACAUCUGAAAUUACAAGGCUCUCUGAGUCAGUGGAAAGAAGCACCAAUCUGGUUCUUGAAUUGCAAAGAACUCUUGAGAACAGUAUUGUGCAGAUGCUUGAUGCACCGAUUAAUGCAGAUGAAAUUUUAAAUGAAUUGGGAGCAGGCCAACCAGAGAAUGUAGAUGAACAUGAACAAGAACAAGAAUUCUUGUGAGUCAGGAUUUAUUUGCUCCACACACUUGUUUACUGAUGUUUUGUGAACUUUCGAAGUCAGUCGGAAAUUAGUUCAAUAUUUGUACUGUGAAUUGCUAUUUAUUGUUUCACAUAAGAUAA